This is a messenger RNA of Solea solea (common sole), 1945 nucleotides long. It is a transcript of the gene pdxp, whose product is annotated as pyridoxal (pyridoxine, vitamin B6) phosphatase. The record is from RefSeq and is a predicted model, not a curated record. The transcript has 2 exons. The coding region runs from base 196 to 1140 and encodes 314 amino acids. Gene Ontology annotation, molecular function: phosphatase activity. Gene Ontology annotation, cellular component: cytoplasm. NCBI's taxonomy places the organism in Eukaryota, Metazoa, Chordata, Actinopteri, Pleuronectiformes, Soleidae.
GGGCGUGGUUCCUCGUCAAUGUUUAUGUAGUCCAGUGUCCGUGUAUGCAAUAGCACCAAGGUCUCUGCUGCAAUGUGAUUUUAUAACGCUGCUUUGCCUUUAUGUCAUUCCGUCCACAUCAUGCCACCGAUUUUAAAAUGGCGGAUCAAUAACAGGUGAAACACGGAGGAAAUCGAGGGAAACGGCGCCGCCGGGAUGGCGGGCGCCUUUGGGUUCAAAAGCUGCCAGAAAAUCCGGGGUCCGCAGAUUAGAAAUCUGUUGGCGGCGAAGGACUUCUUUCUCUUCGACUGCGACGGGGUCCUAUGGCAUGGAGAGAAUGCGAUUUCUGGCGCAGCAGAGGUGGUGAACUCGCUCACCCGACAAGGCAAAAACGUAGUGUUCGUCACAAACAACUGCACCAGGCCCCGGGAGAGUUAUGUGCACAAGUUCUCCAGGCUGGGCUUCACUGACGUGAUGCUGGAGCAGAUCUUCAGCUCGUCGUACUGCUCGGCUCUCUACCUGAGGGAUUUCGUCCAGGUCAGCGGCCAGGUGUUCGUCAUGGGCUGCGACGGACUGCGCAGAGAGCUGCAGGAGGCGGGCAUCCCUUGUGUGGAGGAGGCGGACGACCCGAGCGCCACCAUCUACGACUGCCCCUUGGCUCCCGACGUGAAGGCGGUGCUGGUGGGACAUGACGAUAAACUGACUUUUCUCAAACUGGCCAAAGCCUCAUGCUACUUGAAGAACCCGGAGUGUCUGUUCCUGGCCACCGACACCGACCCGUGGCACCCGCUGUCCAGUGGACGGAUACUGCCAGGUUCUGGAUCCCUCACUGCCGCUCUGGAGGUGGCCUCAGGCCGCAAGGCCACUGUGAUUGGCAAGCCCAGCCGCUUCAUGUUUGAGUGCAUUUCCAGCCAGUUCAGUGGGGUCGACCCUGCCCAGUGCCUGAUGGUAGGGGACCGUUUGGAGACCGACAUGCUGUUCGGGUCCAACUGCGGCCUUGAUACCAUGCUCACUCUCACCGGUGUGUCUCAGAUUGAGGAGGCCCAGGAGUACAGGAAUAGUGAGCUGACCACCAACCACAGCUUCGUGCCUAACUAUGUGGUGGAUACUAUUGCAGAUUUCUUACCCGCUUUUGAGGAACUGGAGGAAGAGGGUAAUUGAUGAGUCCUUUUGCCUCCAGUUCACAGCUCAGAUUACAUCUACUAUCCUGCAAGUGCAAUGCUUAGUCUGGCGUUUUCCGAAAAAAAAAAGAUCAUUCCAAUACAGACUGAACCAACCCCCAUAAAUACUCCUCAGAACCAAGACGCUGUUUAUGUUGUAACAGAGACAUGAAUAGGCCACAAUAUGCUUCUCAAACUUACAAAGCAAUCCAGUGCAUACUUAAGUGUUUCUUAUCGUGAUGUGCCCAUUUGUGACUUGACAGUUCCUUGUUGCUGUAAGUGUUUAUAUUAAUAUAUGAAUAUACUGCACUUCAUUGUUCAGUAAGUUCAUUGUUGGUGUUAGAUCUUGGGGGUUUUCAACAUCCAGUUAUUUUUGUAAAGCCAUGAAUUGUUAUCGAGUGGCAUUCAUGUGUUUAGGAGCUGGUUAUUUAUUUUCGUGCCAACAAGGCAGACAUGUACUUAUUAACACAACUGUUUCCUCAAGUGUAUUUGCCUGGGUGUGAUCUCCCUUUGAUUAAUUCACAACUAGAGGAGAAAACAAAAACUGUGUGAGCUUCUCUAACCUCUGCUCGAGGCUGAAAUGACAAUCUGUUAGUCAAACAAGUGAAGUGUAAUUUCACUGUAAUGUUUGAGCAACUUGUGCCAAUAUUCAUCUGAGUAAUAAUUCACGGACUCUCCUUGUUAGAAAACCAGUAGCAUAUUGAUGGUGGCUGAUCAUAAUGCACUGUUGUGACAUUUUAAUGUUGUUAAUGUUUACCAUAUAGAGCAUGUCCGCAACAGUAACAACAAUAAAUACUUAAAAUCAA